AUUAUAUAUGAAAUCAAUUGAUGCAAAUUAAAAUAUCAUUCAUGUUAAAACAAAGCAUAAAAGAAUGCAAAAGAUUUAAAGGAAGAGGAAGCAAGUUUAGCUUUAGUUUCAAAGAUGCAUGAUGUGUGAAACCAAAGAAUACGAACCAGCAGUCCCCCCUCACCCUUUGCUCUGACAAACAGUACUGCUUAGUCUGACUGAUGACUUACUUUGUCUUUUGUCGGUUCGAGCUUUUACUGUCAGCUUUACGCUCAAACUCUGGACUAAAACAACAAUGGACUUGAGAGAUGUUGGUCGUCUGUUUGUGGGUCUCAUCUUUUACAUUUCAGGUGUUAAUGGAGGAGAAACCAGGAUCUGUGCUCUCAAAGGUUCAUCAGUGGAUCUGCACUGCUCACAUCAACAUCUGACUUAUAGCAGAAAAUGGUUCACUAUAGGCUGGGAUGGUUACAAGUAUGUUCAGAGUGAGCUCUCUGUGGAUGGACAACGUGUAACGUACAACAUGUCUGAAGAGAAAAACACAACUUUAACCAUCAAUGAUCUAAGACAGAGUGAUGCAAACACUUACUGCUGUAUGAAGACUACAGACAGUCCACAACUCUGUUGGCUCAACAGAAUUACUCUUCAAGUUGUUGCAGAGCUGCAGGUAAAGGUGAUUCCUGCCACAGAGGGACAGACAGUAACACUGAUGUGCAGCAGCAGCUGUACUCUGACUGAAAAGCCUGCAGCCUACAUCUGGUACAAGAACAGAGAGUUUCUCUAUGAGGACUGGUCUCCCUGGUACCAAGAGCUGCUCAGCAGUGAGGAAGCAGUCACAUACUCCUGUGCUGUCAAAGGCUACGAGGAUCACAGAGCCCCUGAAGUCUCUGUGGAUUCCAUCACACAGACCUGCUUCAGUGUGACUUAUGCUUUUGGAAACAUUUGUUCUUAUAAACAGACAUCAGUGAAUGAACCGUGCUCCAUCAUUUACCCCAGAGAGGUUCAUGUUCAAAGAGUUUCUUCCACCUCGGAGUUUGUAACACUGACCUGUAACACCAGCUGUAACCUGACUGAUGAUCAAAUUGUCUUCAUGUGGUAUCACAACAAAAAAAACUAUUAUGAGAAUCAACAUUAUUCAACUCAAAAAUCUUCAAGAGACACAUUCUCUUGUACAGUUAAAGGUCACAAACAUCUUCAAUCUAAGGAAGUUUGUGUUCAGGAUAAAAACUGCUGGAGAGUGAAUUAUGUCAGCAGGAGAAUCUGUGCUCUGGAAGGAUCUUCAGUGAACAUCACAAGUGAAUACUCACAUCCUGAUAACAGGAAGCCAAAGUUUAAAUGUUGGAGUAAAAAAUGGAGAAAAGAUAAAGUGGAAGUUGAAGAGCUGAUUGAGGCUGCAGGUCGUGUGGAGUAUCAGGACAACAUGAAGAACCAACACAUCCUGACCAUCAACAACCUGAAGAAGAAUGACUCAGGAGGAUACACAUUCAGAUUCCAGAAAGAUCAUGAAGGAUGGACACAGUCUGAUCUGCCUGGAGUCUUUUUGAUUGUCACAGAGCUGAGAGUGAAGAUGAGUCCUUCUGCAGUGGUGACAGAGGGUCAGAGAGUCACACUGACCUGCAGUACCAGCUGUCCUCUGACUGACAACACAAACUACAUUUGGUACUUGAACAGUCGACCUCUGACCCCGAGAGAGAACCAGAACAAACAUCUGAUCCUAGACCCAGUCAGCAGGGAGGAUGCAGGAAGCUACUCCUGUGCUGUGAAAACCAACAAAGAUAUCAGCUCUGCUCCAAAGACUCUCACUGUCCAAAGUAUCACAGGAAGGACACGAGUUUCUGUAAUAAUUUUGAUUUUAACGCUUCUCUUUUUCUUCUUUUUGAUUAGAAAAAAGUGGACUAUGAGUCAGUCUUCCACAAAUGACACAUCAAACUACAUAGUGAAGCUAAAUCCUGAUCCUGCAUGUGAAGACGUCUUAGCUCAGCCACAGGUGGAGGAUGAAGUCCUCUACAGCAAAGUCCACUUCUUCAAAAACCACACAGAUCCUCUUUUUUCCACCAUAGAGCCACUUCAGCCCAGAGACGAGCAGCAUGCUGAUUACGCUGCUGUGAAGUUUAGACAUAAAACAAGCUCUGAUGGAGAAUCUGUUGUCAUUUCAGCAGAAACAGACGACAGUUAAAGACCUGCAGAAGUACACUGUGUUUCGCGGAGGGGUUGGAGCCUAUCCAAGCUGUCAGAUGUAAGAAACAAUUUGAUUGACCAAAUGGAUAAUAUGGAAAAGCCCCACACUCAAGAUUGGUAGCAGCCAGGCCCGGCUGUUGUUGCAGAACAAGAAAAGAUUGGACUGGAAACUUUUUUAUGUCUUUGUUAGAGCUGUUUUAUUGUUGUUAUGUCAUUUUUAUUUCAUUGAAUGUAUCCUCAUUUUAUAGUUUGUUCUUAUCUUAUUGUGGCACUGUCACUAGAAAAUUUUGCCACUUUGCCCUAUGCCACUGGUAUAUAUACAGUAAGGUCUAUAAAUAUUUGGACAGGGACAAAGUUUUUAUAAGCUGGGCUCUGCGCAUUACCACAAUGAACUUUUCAGCUUUAAUUCGGUGGGUUGAAAACCACUGUGGAUGUCUUCACAGACAGUGUGAAAAACAUAUGUAUGUAAAACACAGCGGAGGCAGUGUGAUGGCUUGGACAUACAUGGCUGCCAGUAGCACUGGGACACUAGUGUUUAUUGAUAAUGUGACACAGGACAGAAGCAGCUGAAUGAAUUCUGAGAUGUUCAGAGACAUACUGUCUGCUCAAGUCCAGAAAAACUGCAGUCAAAUUGAUUUGGCGGCGUUUCAUAAUACAGAUGGACAAUGACCCAAAACAUACAGCCAAAGAAACCCAGGAGUUUAUUAAAGCAAAGAAGUGGAAUAUUCUUCAAUGGCCAAGUCAGUAAACUAAUUUUAAACCAAAUGAACAUCCAUUUCACUUGUUGAAGACUAAACUUCAGACGGAAAGGCCUGCAAACAAACACCAACUGAAAGCCACUGCAGUAAAGAUCUAGCAUUAAAAAGGAGGAAACCCAACAUCCUGUGAUAUCCAUGAGUUCAAGAUUUCAGGCUGUCAUUGCCAGCAAAGAGUUUUUAACCAAAUAUUAGAAAUGAAAAUUUUAUUUUCAGUUAUUUAAUUUCUGCAAAAUAUCAUUUAAAUCAUUGAAUGUUUGAUCCACUGGAAGAGGUCCGCUAUGUUUUACAGAUGAUGUGAUAUACUUUGGAUCAUGAGCUGUUCCACGCCUUCUCCAUAUGUUUUUCUUGCCAUCAUUCUGUUAGAGGUUGACUUGAUCUUGGUUUCAUCUGUCCAAAGACUGUUUUUCCAGUACUGUGCUGUUUUUU
Molecule: messenger RNA, 3338 nt
Organism: Oreochromis aureus
Lineage: Eukaryota; Metazoa; Chordata; Actinopteri; Cichliformes; Cichlidae
Product: B-cell receptor CD22-like
Exons: 10
Coding region: 275-2152 (625 amino acids)
Source: RefSeq, a predicted model, not a curated record